Molecule: messenger RNA, 2880 nt
Organism: Guillardia theta CCMP2712
Lineage: Eukaryota; Cryptophyceae; Pyrenomonadales; Geminigeraceae
Exons: 1
Coding region: 1-2880 (959 amino acids)
Biological process (GO): regulation of apoptotic process; ubiquitin-dependent protein catabolic process; protein ubiquitination
Source: RefSeq, a predicted model, not a curated record
AUGUCUCCUGCAAAGAAGCAGCGAACGGAGCAAGCUGAGGAGCUGGCAUCUUCUGAAGGAUCGUAUUCCUCUUCGCCCAUGUACGAAGAUGAGGGAGAGGAGUCUUUUCCGAUGGCGGCAGAGAGUGGGGAGCGAGUGCCGUUUUUCCACCGGUCACCCUCAUCUCCGGAACAACAGGCUGCCUCACAAUCUCCUGUGGAAUGGGAAUCGCACAAAAGAGAUGUUGCGUUUGAUCAGGCGACUAAAGUAGAGGACGUGGGAACAGCUCACGUCAGUGACUUUGCAAGCGAUGAUCCUAGUGUGAAGGACCAGCAGUUUCCGCUCCUCCGCAAUUGUUUUGACUCGUUUGAUGAGUUUGACUUCAGUUUUAGUGAUGAUCUCGAGAGAAUGCUGGCGUUUGCUCUUGGCACGCAUUCGAGAGCAGGAAACAACUCUUUUGUACGACUUCUUAACAGCAAUGUGCUGCAAAUGAUUCUAUGCUGCGAGCUCACGAUUGGUCCAACAAGAUAUUACAAAACUCUCAGGAGUGCUUUGUCGUGUGGGUCAGCGAAGUGCGCAGCUUUGGUCAAAAUCUAUGUUGAUCCCGGUCUGCACAUGCUGGAGGCGGAGGCAGAGGUCAAAGAGCCAACUCGUCUCAUCAUUCGGAGUCUGGCGCCACCUGAAGCGUCAGGAGAGAAAACAGUGUUCUCUAGCUUGCAGGGUCGGCCGCUUCUGCGAGUGUCAUGUUCCGAUGCUAAGGUGCACGUCAGCGAUGUAGACUUUAUCUUCAGACACGAUGGACCUUCUACCACGGACUUGAAGCAGAGGUGUAUUUGGGUUACAGAGGGCAAGCUGUUGCUACAGCGCUGUGGCAUCACCUCGGAUACUGGGAUUGGAAUCUGUGUUCUGAGGAGUGGCGUGGUUCGAGUUGAUCAAUGCGAGAUUUCAAACUGUGGGUUUGUUGGUAUCGCAUCCGCGCAGGGGGGGGUUGCAGAAAUCGUGAACAGGUGUAAGAUUUCGGGCAACAGACAUUUUGGUGUCCUUGCAACCGACUCAGGAUCUUCGUCGAUGAUACAAGAUAGUGAAUUCACUGGCAAUGGUACUUAUGGUAUCGGUGUUGGGGCAGGGGGGCAGCUCAAGGCUUUGAACUGUGAGAUUUCGAACAAUCAAGUUGGAAUAAUUUCGAAAGGCUUCGGUUCGCAUGUAAGCCUUCGUGAUUGCAAGAUAAACAGGAAUAGUAGAAUCGGUGUCGGCGUCAGGGAAGGUGCAUCAGCCAUGGUGCAAGGCUGCCAAAUGCAAAGGAAUCUGUAUGGUGCUUGUGUUUCGAACUACGAGUCAAUCAUUUCAUUGCACAAGAGUGAUUUGAGCGAGAACCUUACUCAUGGACUUGGUGCAAGCGAUGGUGGGACUGCGGAAGCAUUCUUUUGCACGAUGCAGGGCAACCAAGUUGGUGUGGUUUCAAAGGGUCAGGGCUCAACAGUUCUGCUUAAUUCAUCCAAAGCAAACAAAAAUCUUCGGAUUGGUGUUGGCAUUCGUGAAGCUGGCAAGGCAAAGUGUGUCCAGUGUGAGAUGGUUGAGAACCAGUAUGGGGUCUGUGCAUUGAAUUAUGGCGCAUCAGUGUCCUUAUUGAAAUGUGUAGCAAGCCAGAAUGAGCGCUAUGGUCUGUCAUCCAGUGAUGGGGGGUUUGUCCAAGCAACAGAUUGCCUCUUCGAGAACAAUUUACAACUUGGUAUUGGUGCAUGGCAUUCGGAGUCGCGGGUAGUUCUGGUCAGGUGUACAGCAAGAAGGAAUGGUCGCACCGGACUUGCAUCAAGAGUCGGAAGUAACGUUGUAGCAACAGAUUGUGCUUUCAAUUCGAAUCAACAAUUUGGGGUGUAUGUGUCUGGGGAAAGCUCUGUAAUCACUUUGAAGAAUUGUGCAGCAAACUCAAACGGACUGUAUGGAGUCGGUUGUAGUGAGGGCGGUCUUGCACAGGCAGCAGAUACGGUGCUGGACAAGAAUCAGCAGGCAGGUGUGGUGGCGAAGGAUGCCGGGUCUGCCGUAGCCCUAAGAAAUUGCAAUGCCAGCUCAAAUGGUCGCAUUGGUGUUGCUGCGAUAGUUGGAGGGCAUGUCGAAGCCGUUGGUUGCACUUUAAAACACAACGAAAGGGUUGGUAUUGGGGCUUGGCAUGCAGGCUCAAAGGUCACUCUAUUGAAGAGCGAGGCUUCUGAGAACGGAGCAACAGGAAUCAGUGCGAUCGAUGGUGGUGUGUUGCGUGCUGUGGAAUGCAGCGUCAUUGCGAACAGGAGAGUUGGGGUGGUUGCAAGGGAUGGAAAUUCAGUGAUUUCGAUGCACAAAUGCAUUUCGAACAGGAAUGGUCGGAUAGGUGCAGGUGCGAGAGGGCAGGGAAGUAUCGAAGCUGUCGAAUGCUUUCUCAGCGACAACGUCCAAUCCGGCGUGGUUGCUCAAGACGAGGGAUCAAAAGUAGCGCUGGUACAAUGUUCUUUGGAAGGGAAUGGCAGCUUUGGCAUUUCAGUUCGCUCUGGUGGACUUGCUGAGAUGGUGAGCUGCAUGAUUCGAAACAACAUGUGUGCAGGAGCGUACGCUUGCCAUGUUAACUCACGUGUUGCAAUGUGGUGGUGCAACACUCUCGACAACGGUCCUACCGUACUGAACUCCCGGGAUGGCUGUGUGGUCAAGAUUUUUGAUUCUCCGUUACAAGGCAGCUACAAGGUGAUUCAAGAUACCCCAUGCGACAUGGAAGGUGCUGCGUCUCUGGGAUGUCAAAGCAGCGUGGUCGACCUCGCGUACCCUGAGUUUGUCCAUUCUUACCAGAUCUCCGGCAAGUCUCAUUCCAAGUUGAUAUAUGACGCGUUCUUCCGAAUACUGCAAGAGAAUUUUCAACGCGUGGGUGUCAAGUAG